CCUACCCUCAUCGAUACAGAUACCAAUGUUGCGUCUCAGAAACAGACAGCAGUGUGUCCCUCCGAAAAUUUCGUACAGAUAUAGGAAUAAAUCUCUCUCGUGCUCGUCGAUAGAGAUGUACCGCCCAAGCCAUUGCUUUCUCAUUUACUCGUAGGCUGAUUAUGCAGAACAGACAUCCUUCGCUCUUCAUUCUCGCUGGUACAGAUAUUGAUGUUCUCUCUACUAAUCACAAGUCAUGCAAUUUACUUUCUCAUUAAUUCACAAUCAUGGCUUUUCUCUAUGAUCAGAAAUUAUCUCCACAGAUGUAUUCCCUCUUCCACCUCGUCCUCUCAAUCGAAUGUCAGCGCAAACACAGAUGAAAGACACUGGCAGCGCAAAGAACACGUGAGCAGCCUGGCUGUCUUGUGGUAUGUGUUGUUUUUUUGUCUUUUAGAAA
Molecule: messenger RNA, 436 nt
Organism: Amoebophrya sp. A25
Lineage: Eukaryota; Dinophyceae; Syndiniales; Amoebophryaceae
Source: the annotation of a GenBank genome assembly